AUGGGUGACUACUCGAAAGCACUUGAAUUUUACGACAAAGCACUUAAAAUAGAAGAAAAAACUCUGCCUCCGAAUCAUCCCUUAUUGGGUACUUCAUACAACAACAUUGGUCGAGUGUAUGGCAACAUGCGUGACUACCCGAAAACACUUGAAUUUUACAACAAAGCACUAAAAAUCGUCGAAAAAACUCUGCCUCCGAAUCAUCCCGAUUUGGCUGCUUCAUACAGCAACAUCGGUACUGGGUAUGACAACAGGGGUGAGUACUCGAAAGCAUUUGAAUUUUACAACAAAGCACUUAAAAUACAAGAAAAAACUCUGCCUCCGAAUCAUCCCUCAUUGGCUACUUCAUACAACAACAUCGGCCUGGCGUAUUACGGUAUGGAUGACUACUCGAAAGCACUUGAAUUUUACGACAAAACACUUAAAAUACAAGAAAAGACUCUGCGUCCGAAUCAUCCCGAUUUGGCUGCUUCAUACAGCAACGUCGGUGCUGUGUAUGACAGCAUGGGUGAGUACUCGAAAGCAUUUGAAUUUUACAACAAAGCACUAAAAAUCUUCGAAAAAACUCUGCCUGCGAAUCAUCUCUCAUUGGCUACUUCAUACAACAACAUCGGUGCUACGUAUGCCGGUAUGGGUUACUACUCGAAUGCACUUGAAUUUUACGACAAAGCACUUAAAAUAGAAGAAAAAACUCUGCCUCCGAAUCAUCCCUUAUUGGCUACUUCAUACAACAACAUGGGUACUGCGUAUUCCGGUAUGGGUGACUACUCGAAAGCACUUUCAUUUUUAGAGAAGACACUUGCUAUUCGACAAAAAUCACUUCCACCAACACAUCCUGGUAUUAAGCGAACGAUAGAUAAUAUUGACUAUGUGAAAAAGAAGAUGUAA
Molecule: messenger RNA, 888 nt
Organism: Rotaria sordida
Lineage: Eukaryota; Metazoa; Rotifera; Eurotatoria; Philodinida; Philodinidae
Source: the annotation of a GenBank genome assembly